GCGCAGCCUUCCUUAGCUCUUUCAGUGCUGCAGCCAACGCGCAUAUAAUAACGCGGGUCCCGACCCCUCCCUAAAUGCAUGCCCCCCUGGACCAUCUUGACGAAAAUUAAUUCUUGCCAAAAAUCCAGCCAGAAAUUCCCACUGCGGCGUCAUUGUGCAGCAGCCAACGGAAAAAAUAACAGUUGCCCCUCUGCCGAGCGCAUGUUGUUUACACCGGAAUCUACCUGGAUUCUACAUACAAUUUUUGUUUUUUUAUAUUUCAGAGUAUCGCAGCAACGACGCGAUAUUUCUAAUAUUUCCUCUACUUUUUAACCGCCUGUCGCUGUUGUUGCGCGUUCCUGUUCGCAAACCGCAACCCCUCCAUCAUCAUUCACCAGCGCCAUCCACACCAUCGCGACCACCAACACCACGUUGGCGCAUACAAGACGCAGAAGCAGCUGCCGCUAGCUACCAUCACGGCACGCUCUUGAUACAAUAAACCACCGCCGCCUUUCAACAUAUCCAUGCAUCUUCUAGCUUCCAGCCCAGCACACAGCUCAGCAUUCCGCCCAUCUUGAAGAGCAACAACACAACAAUAUCAACAUCACCCAUUUAAACGACUACUGGAUUACUAGACAGCACAGUGUCUAAGCCUUUUCUCGUUCCGACAAAUAACCUCGCUUAUUGUUGCUCUGCCGCCGCAAACACCAACGCCCGGCAUUCCACAGCACAAUUGCGCGUGCCCAUUUUCGGCCCCCAGCGUCUAAGACAUUAGGCCCUCUUCCGCUGCGUGCAGCACCCGGCACCGCAGCCACUACCACGCCUACGGCUAGCUCCCGCGCCCUAAAAGCUAGCUUAGUUGGCCAAGCUUGCUCAUAGCGAAGCAAACAUCCCUGCCACUACUACACGCUGCUGCUGUAAAUAAUCUAACUGGUUACGCAGCAAGCAGCACUGUAGAGAAAAAAAAGGCAACCAAAAAAGAGAAAUACUAUCAUUUUUUAUUAUUUCUUCCAAUCCUCGGCAUAGCCUUAGACGCGGGUUCCAAGGAAACCACGCGCGCUGACUAACACGACUCUACUGUACGGUGUAAAAAACGAGGUCCACCGCCUUGCCUUUGCCCAAAAUGUCGGCCGAAGACACCUCAUACGCUCCAAAGUCUCCCGACCUCUCCUCCUUUUACCCUGCCGAAGACGCAAACCCUCCCCCCGCGUCUCCUUACGACCCCCCCAGCUUCAACUCCAAUCAGUUUGGCGCGCUGCCGCCUGCUAAUAAUUAUACAUCGGCAUACGUGCCUCCCGGCGGCAUCCAGAGCUACAACCCUCCCGGCGGUGCUUACCAGCUGCCUGGCGACAUUACGGCUGACGACAUCAAAGAACCCGUGGCGUUUGGAGACGCGUACCCGCCCGGCAUCAUGGACAACGAGUACCGACCUGAAGAUGAGGAAUAUAAACCUGAGGAUGAUCAAGUGAAGCAGGAAGAAGCAGAGCCCGCUCCGCCACCAAAGAAGAGAAGAGGCAGAAUCCCCAAGCCUAAGCCUCCCGUGCCGCCUCCCCCUGUCAUCGAACCCUCACCCGUCAAGACCAAGUUCCCUACAGCUAGAAUCAAGCGUAUCAUGCAGGCAGACGAGGAAGUGGGCAAAGUGGCCCAGCAAACGCCGAUUGCUGUCGGCAAGGCCCUCGAGUUGUUCAUGAUUCAGCUUGUCGAGAAGAGCGCCGCUGUCGCCAAGGAAAGGGGCUCGAGGAGAGUCACGGCACACAUGCUCAAGAGUGUUGUCGAGACGGAUGAACACUGGGAUUUCCUGCACGAUAUUGUCAGCCGUCUGGAGCCGGAAAAGGCAGGCAAGUCGAGACCCAAGACGGAGAGCGACUCGGAUGAGGAUAGCAGCGAGUCUAAGAAGAAGAAGAUUGUACGCAGGAAAAAGUACCCUGGUGAGGAGGAGAUGACAUAGAAGGUGAAUCGUAUUGCGGCCGGCGUUGGCAUUUACUUGCACUUUAUAUGGCGUUUUUUUGUAUCUUAUGACGGGUGGUGAGAAACGGACACGACGUGAAAGAAGAGGAGGAGGAGACGAUACGGGAAUUGGAAACCGGACGUUUAUUUUUUUUAUGGAACGCUCUGACGUGACGAGUAUAGAGAUGACCUAGCCUUGUUAUUUAUUCUUUAUAUUUAUUAUCAUUUACUUUUGCUUCGCCUCUA
This is a messenger RNA of [Torrubiella] hemipterigena, 2172 nucleotides long. Lineage: Eukaryota; Fungi; Ascomycota; Sordariomycetes; Hypocreales; Clavicipitaceae. The record is from the annotation of a GenBank genome assembly.